AUGGAAGCAAAGCGGCGGCGGCUCACCAAGCUGAAGAAGAAUCUCAACGUGGUCUCGAACCUCGACUCGAACAGCCUCUCGCGUUGUGCCUCACCCAUGCGUCAUGACGGCAGAUCUGUGCACAUUGACUGCAGCGUCGGCGAAAGCGCUCCGUCGAGCUGUGUCGGGUGCAAAGCCAUCCGCAGAUCAUUUGCCGGCGACACCAACCCCCCUCGAACAGCACAGUUCCACGCUGGCUCGCUGCCUAGCUUUGCGCUGCGUCUCAAGUCGGACGACUCUCUCGAAAGCCUCAAGAGUCGUGCAGCCAAGAAGAUCCGCCUUCAGCUCGAUGACGGCAUUCCACUCGUGAUCAAGUACGGCUGGUCUGGUCAGACUUAUACACUCGAAGAUUCCGACGACUGGGAGAUCUUCCUCGAACGAUUCGGUAACGAAAAGGAGGCUGACCGUGAGUAUGAUGACGCAGCCGAGCUAUGCUAUUCGCCAAUGGACACAAACGCUGACUUGAACCCGGCAUCUCAUCUUUAUCAAACCAUCUCUACAGUCUUCCUCGAAUCGCCCGAGAUCCCAUCCCACGGAGCAGAUGCUCAUUCGGCUGAUGCACACGAUGGGCCCAACGUCCCCGUUGUCGACGAGUCGACGCUCGUCCACCGCACCCCUGGUCGAGGAAAGAGCGGCGCUGUCAGCAUCCACCGCGUCUCGGCUCCGUUUGUCCCCUCUGCCGACGACUACAGCGAAGCAGGUGGAGUGACCGCCGGUGGACGCGACUCGAUCAUGUACCCACCUCCCCGCGAGCCCACCGCCGCGCCUGGCUACAGCAAACCCACCGUUCCCGAACCUCCCGCGGCCAAGGCGACGUUCGACGACGCCGUUUCGACGCACACGUCCAAGACGCGCAAGACCAACGCCACGGUGUCGUCGGUGCCUUCGCACAAGAUCGCGUUCCAAGAGUUCCACUCGCAGCUCGGCGUUCGUCUGCUCAAGGGCAGCAUCGGCCCCAUCCAGGACGUGCCCAUGAUGCUCAAGUCCGGUUAUCGCCACGUGUACGUCAGCCGAAGCUUUGCGCUCAACCACGGAUUUAUUCCCAAGGACACCACGCCGGGCACGUACGGUUUCAACGGCAUCACCAACCUCGGCAAGUGGCCCGUUCAGGUAGGAUCCAAGGCCGUGCCUUGCACGGUCAUGCUGGCCGAGGAUAGCUACUUCCCCGUGAUCUUGGGAAGGAGCUUCAUGGAGAAGCGAGGUGUUAGGACCGACCCGAUCGAUAUGACCUCGGUCACGUUCAUGGACAACGGAGAGAGGGCGGAUGUCGAGGUGGUCGUGGUUCGCGAUGAGCACGGAGAGCCUGUUCCGAUUCCCUGA
Molecule: messenger RNA, 1359 nt
Organism: Pseudozyma hubeiensis SY62
Lineage: Eukaryota; Fungi; Basidiomycota; Ustilaginomycetes; Ustilaginales; Ustilaginaceae
Exons: 5
Coding region: 1-1359 (452 amino acids)
Source: RefSeq, a predicted model, not a curated record